This is a messenger RNA of Harmonia axyridis, 1858 nucleotides long. RefSeq names its product arginyl-tRNA--protein transferase 1. NCBI's taxonomy places the organism in Eukaryota, Metazoa, Arthropoda, Insecta, Coleoptera, Coccinellidae. Gene Ontology annotation, cellular component: cytoplasm. The record is from RefSeq and is a predicted model, not a curated record. Gene Ontology annotation, biological process: protein arginylation. The transcript has 7 exons. Gene Ontology annotation, molecular function: arginyl-tRNA--protein transferase activity. Bases 95 to 1597 code for a protein of 500 amino acids.
UGACAUAAUCAAGGUUGUGUUUGUAUUUUCAAUGUCAGCGAAACUGUGUCAUUGCCGUUUAUUCUGCUGGUACUUUUUCUGAUUAAGGUUUCCAAUGGCUUCCCCAAGUUUAGUUAGUUGGUAUCCAAAAAAGGACCAGCAAAAAUGCGGCUACUGCAAAAGUCCUUCUGGCAGCAUAAUGUUUGGUAUGUGGGCACACAGUUUGAAAGUUGAGGAGUACCAGAAUUUGAUAGACAGAGGGUGGAGAAGAUCUGGCCAUUACUGUUAUAAACCUGUCAUGGACGAAACUUGUUGUCCGUUAUAUACGAUAAGGUGUCGUUCAUUAGAAUUUCAACCUACCAAAUCACAAAAGAAAGUGAUGAAAAAACUGAACAGAUUUUUGAAAACUGGAAUUCUUAAAGAAAGGGAAAAAAAGGAACCUGAGAAUGAGACCGAGGAAGGCUGUGAAGAACGAAUUAUAAAUGAUAGGGAGUGUCCAAAGAUAUCUGAUAAUAUUGAAGAAAUAAUCAAAGAGAGGGAUUCCAAAGAAAAAAAUACUGAUCAAGAAAACCAAGAUAAAACAGAUGAAAACCAAACAAUAUCCGGAGUUUUACAGAACAACACAGAUAUCAAUGUUGCACAAUCUGAUACUAACCCAACCUUCAAACAGAGGGCUGUCAAAACAGGCCUUGGCCCAGAUCCGAACAGACCACCAUGCAAAAAGGCAAAAAUUUUAAGACAGGAAAAAAAAAUAAAGAAGUUGGGAAGCCCCUGUCAGAACAUAGCACCCCAACCUUCAAAAUCUGAGGGUAAAAGCCUAGAGGAAUUCUUAAACGAUUUUGGGGACGACGACAAACAUAAAUUAACUUUGAAAUUGAUAGAUCCCACCAACUCCCCUAAUGAGUGGAAGAAAUACGAAAGGUUGGAGUUCGACUUGUACAGAAAGUACCAGAAUAUCAUACACAAUGAUCCACCCCAUAAGAACAGCUUGGAAGGCUUUUUAAGGUUCUUGGUUAAGACACCUCUGAAGCGCCAGGUGCAUCCUGAUCACAAGGGCAAUCCCAGAGUACCUGCAUUUGGUUCUUACCACCAACAGUAUUGGCUUGACGAUAAGUUGAUUGCAGUCGGUGUCAUCGACAUUUUGCCAAAGUGUGUGAGCGCUGUUUAUUUUUUUUAUGAUCCUGAUUACAGGGAGUUGACUUUAGGCACGUAUGGCGCUCUAAAAGAAGUCCAGUUUGCGAGGGAGCUGUACCCUACCCUAGGAAUCCCCUACUAUUACAUGGGCUUUUACGUGCACUCCUGCAGAAAAAUGAGGUACAAGGGUAACUUACACCCUUCCGAUCUCCUAUGCCCCGAAACUUGCCAUUGGUGCCCCAUAGAAAAAUGUGUGGAUCGACUGGAUAAAACCAAAUAUUGUAGAUUCAAUGAAGAUCAGUCGGCAAGUGACCCUGAAGAGUGCACUCGUGAAGAUUUAGAUUCGUUAAAGAUAAUUGCAGGGAAUAUGCUUUUGAGCUAUAAGACAUUCAAGAGAACUUUAGAUAGUGAGGAGGAGUUUAAGAUUAUGGGUGACUUGAUAGGAAAGAAGACAGUGAAAAGUUUGGUAUUGAUAGUAGAUUAAACGGCAAUAAUAAAUAUUACGCUGACCAAACAGAAUUUGCUAAUACUUUAAUCGUGUAUACUUUAUUUUUAAUCCAAUAUUAUAUUAUAUAUUAGAAUAAGUGUUAUUGAAUUUGAAAAAAGUGUAGGUGAUAUGGUUCAUCCUUUGAAAGGAAGACUUUUCAUUUUAAUUUUGGAACCUUCUAACAGAUCCCUCAUAUGUAUUGUUUUAUAUGAAAUUUUGUAUAAUGCAAAAAAAUUUUGUUUCAUUUGUAAUCCACUU